UUGCAACAGUUACCUAUUUUUGAUAACAUGUAGUUUCAAGUAAAUUCGGAGAUAUUUCCUCGCGUCAGAAAUAACAUCUUAGAAACAUGCCUUUUAUGAAAGGUCGUGCUCCUAUUCGUAGGACUUUACAAUAUCUUAAAAAUGGGUCACUUGUUUUUAAGAAAAAUGUUCAAGUAAUGAUAAUCAACUAUAACACUGGACAUCUAGCAAGUAAAGGAGCUUACAACUUUCAAUUUUGGCACAUUCCACAAAUACAGUAUAAAAAUCCUAACCUACAAGUACUCACUAUGAAGAAUAUGACACCAACACCUUUUAUACAGUUCAUUUUAGAUUCUGGUGAAAGAGUUAUUGUGGAUGUUUACAACAAAGAACAAGAAGAAAUUCACGAGCACAUUAAGAAAGUCUUUUGUAAAACCCCAAAUCCCCUGUCUACAGCUGCCACAACCAAAGAAGCUAACGUACAUCCUGCAAAUUUUGGUCAUGGUUGUUCUCGUUGGUGUAUAUGUGAAGUUCCUGGUCAAGUUCCUUGUUCUGGUUUUGUUACAACUCGUCCUGAAGUAAUGGGUAAAAAUACAUGGCAAGUUCUUAAACAGAAAGAAAAAGAGGAAAUGUAGAAAAUUUGUUGUAUGUUUUGAAUAUUUAUAUUUGCAAAUAUUUACCAGUUUUAUAGAUUUUUCUGAAAGAUGAACUUCCAAAUCCUGAGGGAUUUUAAUUUUAAAAUCCUAAAUAAAGUUUUGACACCAA
This is a messenger RNA of Octopus bimaculoides (California two-spot octopus), 744 nucleotides long. Its product is annotated as small ribosomal subunit protein mS25. Gene Ontology annotation, molecular function: structural constituent of ribosome. The record is from RefSeq and is a predicted model, not a curated record. Lineage: Eukaryota; Metazoa; Mollusca; Cephalopoda; Octopoda; Octopodidae. Gene Ontology annotation, cellular component: mitochondrion.